Clupea harengus (Atlantic herring) is the source of this 4255-nucleotide messenger RNA. It is a transcript of the gene pskh1, whose product is annotated as protein serine kinase H1. NCBI's taxonomy places the organism in Eukaryota, Metazoa, Chordata, Actinopteri, Clupeiformes, Clupeidae. Gene Ontology annotation, molecular function: protein kinase activity; ATP binding. Gene Ontology annotation, biological process: protein phosphorylation. The record is from RefSeq and is a predicted model, not a curated record.
GGCGUAAGAAACGUCACGCACGAUGUGGGGGCUAUGUCCGCCGCCCUGCAAGCCGAUCCAUCUCACAGCCCCCAAAAAAGCUGUGGAGGAAAAAAGGUGGUCCCACUCAAAAACACCGUUUCGAAGCUAACGCUAGAAAAUCCAAUCUAUGUUUAGUUUUGGCAAUGUUUACACAUUCGCAGAAGAAUUGGAAAACGAUGUUUUCGUCGCUUAUUGAAGAUGUUAGCGAUUACAAUCAGACGACAUAGUCGAAGAAGUUUAUCUCUCGAACUGGAAUAAAGUUUGAAAAACCCGAACCCAAAAAAUGGAGAGAACAGCUGAGAGUGGGGUGAGGAGGUUGGCGUUGGCAACUAGUGGAAUCCUGCCCCGUUACUCCUCUAUCGUGUGUAAUUAAACUCGAAGGAGCCUUCAUAGAUCGAGAAGUCCGAAGACUGUAUUGAAUCCGUGGUGGAGUAAGGCAAGUCUGCUGUGGCUUUGUGGGGUGAGGCCUGUGUGAAGCCGGUUCAAGGGGGCAUCCCUACUGGCUGGUGUGGCCUUUUACUGGACCGAGACUGGAUGUUGCCCGGGCGAUGAGGAUGUCCAGCUGGCACCAGGGGAGCUGGAUUGUCACGUGAUGGGGUGCCGGACGAGCAAGGUCCUCCCUGAGGCCCCUGCCGACGUCCAGCUUGAUCUGGUUAAGAAAGUGGAGCCGCAUCAUACCGACGUCUACAAGAACUUCAUCCGGGGCGAUGGCACGACGGAGAAGAUGGGCUCCUCUUCUCCUCACACUAAAGGGCAGGCUACAGCUGCUGCCACUGCCACUUCUGCUGCUGCUGUACCGAAGACUGGCCAGUCCCCUCCACCUGCCUCCCAGGCAGCUGCGCCCUCUGACUCAGCCGAUCCUCGGCGGAACAAGGUGGCGCGGUACCGCGCCAAGUUCGACCCACGGGUCACGGCGAAGUACGAGAUCAAGGCGUUGAUCGGGCGGGGCAGCUUCAGCCGGGUGGUGCGCGUAGAGCACAAGAGCACGCGUCAGCCAUACGCCAUCAAGAUGAUAGAGACGCGGUACCGCGAGGGCCGCGAGGUGUGCGAAUCGGAGCUGAACGUGCUGCGGCGCGUGCGCCACACUAACAUCAUUCAGCUCAUGGAGGUGUUCGAGACGACCGAGCGCGUCUACAUGGUCAUGGAGCUGGCCACGGGUGGCGAGCUCUUCGACCGCAUCAUCGCUCGUGGCUCCUUCACCGAGCGCGACGCCACACGCGUCCUCCAGAUGGUGCUGGACGGCGUCAAGUACCUGCACAUGCUCGGCAUCACACACCGAGACCUCAAGCCCGAGAACCUGCUCUACUAUCACCCGGGCACCGACUCCAAGAUCAUGAUCACCGACUUCGGCCUGGCUAGCACGCGCAAGAAGGGCGACGAGUGUCUGAUGAAGACCACGUGCGGCACGCCGGAGUACAUCGCCCCGGAGAUCCUGGUACGCAAGCCGUACACCAAUGCGGUGGAUAUGUGGGCUCUCGGGGUCAUCUCCUACAUACUGCUCAGUGGCACCAUGCCCUUCGAAGAUGAGAACCGCAUGCGUCUCUACCGCCAGAUCCUCAAGGGCAAGUACAGCUACACUGGAGAGCCCUGGCCAAGUGUGUCCAACCUGGCAAAGGACUUCGUUGACCGUGUGCUGACGGUGGACCCGAGUGAGAGGCUGACAGCCGGCCAGGCCCUCAAGCACCCGUGGGUCGUCAGCAUGGCCGCCUCGUCUUCCAUGAAGAACCUGCAGCGCUCUAUCUCCCAGAACCUCCUGAAGAGGGCGUCGUCACGCUGCCACAGCACCAAGUCGGCCCAGUCCACGCGCUCCAGCCGCUCCACCAAGUCCAGCAAGGCGCGGCGGGCCCGGGAGAAGGAGCUGCGCGAGCUCAACCGCCGCUACCAGCAGCAGUACAACGGCUGAGCCCACGGCUCCAGAGAGGUCCAGGCCAGGGACAGAAGCCUCAAAGGGGCAGCAGUGCUGGAGGUGGCCACGGCGGGUUGAACGGGGCCCGGGAAGAAGACAGAGGCGUCGGGCACUAUGAGGGUGUGUGCCCUCAUGUUUGACUGGGGGUGGAUCAGAGAAGUCUCUCUCCAUACCUCUUCCUCCAGCUUCCUGAAACACAGAGCCAAACAGGAAAAAAAAAAAAAAAAAAAAAGAAAAUGACCAAUGACUUUACUUUGUUCAUGUUUGUCAAUUCACAUUUUCCUACAUUUUCCCCCUCAUUUCCUCCUAUGUUUGUUUUUUCUUAUUUAUUUAUUGUUGUUUUAUGUCAUUAUCAUCGUCAUGGUCACAUUAUUGCCUUAAUUUCGAUUGUAUCUGUUGAACAGAGUUCUAGUUAAUGAAGUAUUUUGUUUAGGAAGGGUGAGUACAAAAAUAAAGUCAGCUGUCUCUUUAUUUUGUUCCUUCCUAAUUUUUUUGCUGUGAAUUGUUCUUAGGGUGUAGGGAUAGUGCAUUCCAUGAAAUGGAAGAAGUAUACUGUACCCUGUCUUAUAUAUCUUUAUGUUCAGUUGUUUGGCAAUGCAUGGUGUUGAUUCGUUGCCAAAUUGAAAGGUUGUUUUUGAUAUCCAUAUUUUCUCUUUAUUUUUAGUUGGAAAAAAAGAUCAGAAUACAUUAGUGGUAGAAUUAAAAGUUUAAUGAAAUCACUUUUAUGAAGCUAUUAAAGUCCUACACAUCAGUGGCUAUUGUGAAAAAGUUUUAAAUUAAGCCUUGGUUCAUUGGUUCAUGUUCUGGGUUCACUGAUACUGGAUGUUGGGAAUGCCCCCAAUUAGUCAUUUCUAACCCUAGGGGUUAAAAUGACCCUUCAUCAAGUAAAGGAAGAAGAAACAGGAGUGGUGAACACCAGAUCAGUUUGAAUAGUCCAGAAACGUCAAAGUCUCUUCAUCUAGCCACACUAAUUAAUGUGUCUCAUUUUGUACUUUCAUAUUUAGUUCUGAUGAAGAAUGUUGGUAAAUGGAGGAGUGAGGAAGACUACACAACAGUAGCAGUUUGCCCUUGACAUGAGAGCUCUUGAUAUGCUGUGCGGCUUGAUUUUCUCAUGGAAUGUGGUUCACAUUGAUGGCAAGGAUCUUGUUGAAUACCUUGAUAUGAAUAGUGGGCAGAGGACCUGACAGUAUUGUCCAAAAUAUUAAGUUUUAUUUUCUGUGCUAUAGUGUUGAUUUCUCUCAAGUCAUUCCAAGGUGAAUGAAGAAGAGUGCAAAGCCACAUGAAGGCCACUUAUGUUCCUCUUCCAUUCCAGAUGACAAUGCCACAUUUACCCCACUGUAUUUUUUUUAAUUCUUCUGAAUUUUUGUAAUGAUGAAGUUCUGAUGUUUUCAUUUUUUAUGCACCAGGUUUACUUGGGUUUUUAAACAUGACAGUCCUGACUGUGACACAGUUUGGAAAGAAAUCACCAUCUGAAUGUCUUUUAAUUUAAUGCCAAUUCAACAGAACAGUGUUCAGUUUGACGGAAAUGCCAAUUCUCAUUAUUUCAAAUUACAUUCAUUUCUUGCACUGUGCAUAUAGCUAGUUUGAAAAUUACGAUCUAUGAUUUGCAAUCAUUGCAACUCGCCAUAUAGGCAUUGAAUUAGUUCUACUCAAAAUCCCUCUAAUUUCCUGCCUAAACACAAUGUCCAGCUCUUUUACAUGAAACACUAAAAAGUGUUCGACUAUUUUGUGUUUUCAUUUUGUGGACUACAGUAAUCAUUUCUGUAUGUUUUGGGGACACCACUGUCUUUGACCUUUUACUAUAUAUCUGUUUUUCUUAUUCUACCAAAUGUAUGAUUUCAGAAAUCAGUAGAAGAUUGAGAGUAAUUUGAUUUGGGGAUUGACAAGGAAUAUCAUUUGUAAUUCAGUUAAAUUGUACAAGGCAAUUUUUGCUUUAAAUAGAACAAUAGUACACUAAAGGUGAGGAGUUCAAAUUAGUCCAGCUUGAUAUGUUACCAAAAAGGGAAGAUUAAUGAAACCAUUAACUGGUACUGCUUCUAUGCCCUCAGUUUUGAACUUUUCUCUAUCACAUCGUCAUCUCUGCACAAAUUUUGCAAAACAGAAGAGGGAAACAGAAGUAUUACAUCCGAUUCAACACUGUCUCCUUAAUGGAAAUGUAUUUUGUGUGUCUGCUUAUAUGUUUAUGUCCAUGGUAUGUCUUUGUUCGUCGCAAAUGAGGGAUAUGCGUAGGUGUUUUGUUCACUUAAUGAUUCUUUUGUUCUAAAACAGUGAAUUUGUACAGUUUCUUUUGUCUAAAAUGUUGCAAUUAAAGGGCCUGAAACAAAAGUG